AUGGAGCCCUCUAGAUCUUUGGCCAAAAAAGCAACACCUGGAAUCAAAAAAGAUAAACAACGAGCUACUAUUUUAUUAUGUACAAAUGCCACAGGUACUAUUAAGAUAAAACCGUUAGUAAUUCAUUACUAUAAAACACCUAGAGCAUUUUCAAGAACUACAAGAGAUGAUUUAGACAUGCUAGUUCAUUAUUAUUUUAAUAAAACAGCAUGGAUGAACACUGUAGUAUGGAAUAGUUUUUUAACAGAUCUAAAUUCCCAAAUGGAAACUCAAAAUAAAUCUAUUUUACUUUUAUAUGACCAAGCUCCUUCACAUUGUAGUGAUUUUAGCUUAACCUCUUCAGAAUUAUCAAACAUUACUCUUCACACAUUACCUUCUCAUACAACAGCUCAUCUUCAACCAUUAGAUGCUGGCAUCAUUCAUUCAUUUAAAUGGCAAUAUAAGGUCAAUGCACUAAUUAAAGCAUGCAAUCUAGAAAGCGUUUUAGAAGAUUUAUUAGUACUAUCAACUCCAUCAACACCAUCAUCAGAUAGUACUGUUACUGGUGAUUUAAUUAUAACUUCACAAAAUGAAGAAAAAAUUAUUCAAAAUUUAAUUGAUAAAUUACCAUAUAAUAAUAUGUUAGAUGCAAAUGAAUAUAUUAAUAUUGACAAUUUAUAUGGAAGUGUUGAUUUAACAAAUGAAGAAAUAAUUGAUAUAAUUCAAGAUAAUUCAAGUGAAAUAGUAGAAGAACCAGUUACAAUUGAAAGUGCAAUUAACG
Messenger RNA from Dentiscutata erythropus, 760 nucleotides. Lineage: Eukaryota; Fungi; Glomeromycota; Glomeromycetes; Diversisporales; Gigasporaceae. The record is from the annotation of a GenBank genome assembly.